Messenger RNA from Striga asiatica, 435 nucleotides. The record is from the annotation of a GenBank genome assembly. NCBI's taxonomy places the organism in Eukaryota, Viridiplantae, Streptophyta, Magnoliopsida, Lamiales, Orobanchaceae.
AUGACCGUGCAAAAGGUCCUCCGGGUCCAAUUCCACCCCUGUUCGCCUCUUUAUACUCGCACACGAUUCAUGGUGCAAUUUGUUCAUUCUCUGCAACUCCACAAAUCUCUGGAUAUCGAAAUUGUAUUUCUUGAUGAGUUUCCUCUGCCUCGAGAGGAAGAGCCUCUUGAGCAAGCGGAAGAAAAGCCCGACUUGCACCACAGCAAAGCCCAGCCCAGUCCAAAGUAUGCGGCGAACCUGCUUGUGGGCCAGCAUGUCGAUUUCAUCCUUUUUCUCUUGAAGCUUCUUGAGCUCGUUUUUGCACGGGUCAUCUUCAGCAUGGAAAUAACGCCUAAUUUGCCCAUCCUCGAAAUGCAUUUAACCAACCACCAAGUGCAAUCAUUCUCCGAAGGUGGAAGCACAACCAUCAGAGCACCAAAUCAAGAACCCAAUUAA